Molecule: messenger RNA, 1846 nt
Organism: Ornithorhynchus anatinus (platypus)
Lineage: Eukaryota; Metazoa; Chordata; Mammalia; Monotremata; Ornithorhynchidae
Gene: FSCN3
Product: fascin actin-bundling protein 3
Exons: 8
Coding region: 100-1596 (498 amino acids)
Biological process (GO): cell migration; actin filament bundle assembly; establishment or maintenance of cell polarity
Cellular component (GO): filopodium; lamellipodium; cell projection membrane
Molecular function (GO): protein-macromolecule adaptor activity; actin filament binding
Source: RefSeq, a predicted model, not a curated record
GUCUCGGGAGUCGAGCCCCGGCCCUAUGGCCUGUGGGCACGCGCCAGGGGCCGGAGUGGAGGCCGGCCCCGGGUAGUCAUCCAGGGCCACGCCGGUCCCAUGGCGGAGGGGGGCUGCAGUGAGAAUGGGCCUGAGUCCGAGGAUAUGAAGGUUGGGCUCAUAAGCUGGGCUGGCACCUACCUGACCGCAGAGGCCUACGGGAACGGUGUCACCGCGAUGGCCAAGGGCUUGGGCAGGAGACAGACCUGGGAGCUGUGGGUGAGCCAGGAGCACGGCCGCAAAGCGGUGGUUCGCCUGCACAGCACGCAGGGCCACUUCCUGCUCCCGGAGACGGGCGGCUCGGUGCGCUGCGGCCGGCCCCAGGCCUCCCAGCACGGCUCCUUCCUGCUCCGCUUCCAUCGACACGGAAAGUGGACCUUGCAGUGCACGCUCAGCGGCUGCUACCUGGAAUCCGACGGCGAGGACGUCUUCUGCACCUCACGCUCCCUCUCCGCCUACCACAUGUGGAUGCCCCGUCUGGCCCUGCACGCCCACAUGUCCAUCUACAGCCCCGGGACCGGCUGCUACGCCCGGGCCGACCCCGAACUGGGGCGGGUCUGGGUGGACGCUCCCGUGCCCUUCUCGGCCGACUGCGGCUUCCUGUUGCGCUUUCAAAACGGGCUCUACCACUUGGAGACGUCCACCCACCACUUCCUCUCCCGAGCGGACCGGCUGGUGACCCAGCCCUCGUCCCAGACGGCCUUCCACCUGCAGCUGCGGCCCGGGGGGCUGGUGGCCCUGGGCGACGAGGAGGGCGGCCUGCUCUAUCCUCAGGGAGGCCGGGGUUUCCUGAGCAUGGGCGUCUGCCCGCUCGGCGAGGAGGAGUGGUUUCUGCUGCAGCGCUGCCCGGCCUGGGUCACCCUCAAGACGAAGGACCGGAGGUUCGUGUCUGUCAUCCGUGACGUGGAGGUGUGCAUCAGCCCCGAGCGGGUGACUCCGCUGUCCAUGUUCCAGUACGUGUGCCACCCUGAGACUGACUCCGUGCAGCUCCGGACUGCCAACGGCAGCUUCCUGGCCCAGAGGUGCUGUAAGAGCGUGGUGGCCGACGGACAGACCACGGAGCCGGAGACGGUGUUCUCCGUGCAGUGGCGCUCCGGCAAGAUCAUCCUGCAGGCUUUCAACGGGCGCUACCUGACCCCGGUGUCCGCUGGGCAGCUGGCAGCCAGUACCGUUCACCCGGGCCCCCAGGAGGAGUUCGGGGUGCGCCUGGCCAAUCGCAACUUCCUGGCGUUACGCGGCCGCUACGGCUACGUGGGCACCCUGUCCGGGCACGAGGACCUGCAGUGCAACAUGGACCAACCCGACUGCAUCCAGCUGCUGCCUUGCCGCCAGGGCAUCUAUCACUUCCAGGGGCAAGGUGGCGCCUUUUGGUCCUUAACCUCCUAUGGCACCUUCCGGCCCUGGGGGAAAUUUGCCCUCAACUUCUGCCUGGAGCUCCGGGGGAGCAAUCUGCUGGCUGUGCUGGCCCCCAAUGGCUACUACCUGCGCGCCGACCGCAGUGGCACCCUGCUGGCCGACAGCGAGGACAUCACCUACGAGUGUCUCUGGGAGUUCUAGGGUCCCCAGCCUGUGCCACCCAGAGAGCGAGGUAACGCGGUCGGCCGACGCCGUGGAGCUGGAAUCAUUUCUGAGCCCAGAUCAGUGGUCAAGAUUCCCCACUCCGAAGCGACCCCCAGGAUGGGAUAGAAGUCCGGAGCCAGGAUGUGGGAGGAAGUCGUCCACUGCACGCGCCCAGUCCUCCUGCCACACCAAACCGGCCCUCUCCUUACCUCCGCCCAACAUCAAUAUACAGUAGUGGCCACUCCCA